CUUGCAGAGGGGGAGAGAAAGAGGGUGAGAGAGAGAGGACGGUAUUGUGCAUUGACUCGAUGUUAUGAGGCUGCCAUGAAAUGAACAUCAAACGUGAACUGUUUUCCGAUCCACUGAAGAGCCCUGCUGAAGAGGAGUGGUUAGGGAGGAGGAAGAUCAUUAUUAUGCACUUUUAAAUCGACGUCUCCUUGUACGCAGCACGGCAACCUCACAGCAGCACGAGCCCCCAGUGCGUUUUGAUCCACGAAGAAGAAGUUGAGUCAGGCGGGCGAUGAUUCGCAUCUGAUUGUUGCUCAACUACUCCUGAGAGAGGACUGCAAGCGGGCAAAAAUCGCUGAAUUUUGGCAACGGAGAAGCAGAUUCCUGCCCGAGGAUUGCACAAUCCCUUUUCUCCAACAUGUCAUCUCAGGCGAAAGUCAAGAAGGACAAAGAGAUUAUUGCCGAAUAUGAAACCCAAGUGAAAGAGAUCCGUAACCAGCUGGUGGAGCAGUUCCGAUGUCUGGAGCAGCAGUCUGAGUCUCGGCUACAGCUGCUGCAGGACCUGCAGGAGUUCUUCCGCAGAAAGGCCGAGCUCCAGCUUGAGUACUCGAGAGGACUGGACAAGCUGGCCGAGCGCUACUCCGCCAAGAUCCGCACCUCCAGAGAGCACCAGCACUUUAAAAAGGACCAGAAUCUCCUCUCCACUGUAAACUGCUGGUAUUUGGUCCUGGACCAGACUAGGCGGGAGAGCAGAGACCAUGCCACACUGAGUGAUAUCUACAACAACAACGUCAUUGUCCGGCUGGCGCAUGUGGGCGAGGAUGUCAUCAGGCUUUUCAAAAAGAGCAAAGAGAUUGGGGUGCAGAUGCACGAAGAGUUAGUCAAAGUCACCAAUGAGCUCUACACAGUGAUGAAGACAUACCACAUGUACCACACUGAGAGCCUGAGCGCUGAGAGCAAGCUGAAGGAGGCCGAGAAACAGGAAGAGAAGCACAUUGGGAAAGCUAAUGAUAUCAGCUCAAGCCUGCUGCGGUACGGUCACGACGAACGUCCUCAACGACGGAGUUCGGUCAAGAAGAUGGAGAAAAUGAAGGAGAAGAGACAAGCCAAGUACUCUGAAAACAAGCUGAAAUGCACAAAAGCACGCAAUGACUAUCUUCUCAAUCUGGCAGCCACCAACGCCUUGGUGGCCAAAUACUACAUCCACGAUGUCUCAGACAUGAUAGAUUGUUGUGACCUAGGUUAUCAUGCAAGCAUGGCUCGUACCUUGAGGACCUACCUAUCUGCAGAGUAUAGUCUGGAGACUUCUCGCCAUGAGGGUCUGGACUUGCUGGAGGGAGCAGUAGAUGCCAUGGACAUCAGAGGAGACAAGCUGAAGUUUAUGGACACGCACAGCCAGAUCUUUUGUCCUCCGGCUCGCUUCGACUAUCAGCCACACAUGGGGGAUGAGGUGUGUCAGGUGAGUGCACAGCAGCCUGUCCAGACAGAGCUCUUGAUGCGCCACCAUCAGCUGCAGUCCCGCUUGGCCACGCUGAAGAUAGAGAAUGAAGAGGUGAGGAAGACUCUUGAUGCCACCAUGCAGACCCUUCAGGACAUGCUCACUGUGGAGGACUUUGAUGUGUCAGAGGCUUUCCAGCACAGCCAGUCCACAGAGUCAGUCAAAUCAGCUUCCUCUGACUCCUACAUGAGCAAGGCUAAUAUCAGUAAGCGACGAGCCAAUCAGCAGGAGACUGAAGGCUUCUACUUCACUAAAUACAAGGAGUACUUGAAUGGUAGCAACCUCAUUAUCAAACUGCAGGCCAAGCAUGAUCUUCUGAAGCAGACGCUAGGAGAAGGGGAGAGGGCUGAAUAUGGAACAACAAGGCCCCCCAUUCUUCCCCCUAAACCCCAGAGAAUGCGGAAGUCUAGACCUCGCUCCGUUUUUAACCGUAAGCUGUUUAACGGCAAUAUGGAGGCCUUCAUUCAGGAUUCAGGGCAGCCCAUACCAGUGGUGGUUGAGAGCUGUGUGCGCUACAUCAAUCUGUACGGUCUUCAGCAGCAAGGUAUAUUUCGAGUUCCUGGCUCCCAGGUCGAAGUCAACGACAUUAAGAAUGCAUUUGAAAGAGGAGAGGAUCCACUAGUGGAUGAUCAGACCGAUCAUGAUAUCAACUCUGUGGCGGGUGUUCUGAAACUCUACUUCAGGGGGCUUGAAAACCCACUCUUCCCUAAAGAGCGUUUUGUCGACCUCAUAUCCACAACCAAGCUUGACUCAGGUGCAGAGAGAGCUCAUCACCUCCAGCAGAUCAUAGUGACUCUUCAGCGGCCUGUCAUCAUCGUCAUGAGAUAUCUGUUUGCGUUCUUAAAUCAUCUUUCUCAGUACAGUGAUGAGAACAUGAUGGACCCCUACAAUCUGGCUAUUUGCUUCGGUCCCACAUUAAUGCCCAUACCAGAUGACCAGGACCCCGUGGCCUGCCAGGCGCAUGUUAAUGAAGUCAUCAAGACAAUUAUCAUCCACCAUGAGAUCAUCUUCCCAACACAGCGAGAGUUAGAGGGACCUGUGUAUGAAAAAUGUAUGGCUGGUGGUGAGGAGUACUGUGAAAGCCCCCACAGUGAGCCAGGAGCUCUUGAUGAUGUAGACAACGGUACUGGACCUAACACAAGUGAUGAAGAGCUGGAGCAGAUUGAGGCUAUAGCAAAGUUUGACUAUGUUGGCCGAAGUCCUCGAGAGCUUUCCUUUAAGAAGGGAGCCUCUCUGCUCCUCUACCUGCGAGCCUCUGAGGACUGGUGGGAGGGUCGACAUAACGGCGUGGAUGGGCUGAUUCCACAUCAGUACAUUGUGGUACAAGACAUGGAUGAUGCAUUCUCAGAUAGCACACAAAGGACAGACAGCACAGCUAGCAGUGGACCACACCAUGAGGAGAGAGCCGGAUCCAGAAACGAACACCAGACUCCUUGUGAAAAUACACCUGAGCACCGAUUUGGAGCAGCAUUGGGAAGAGUGAGGGUGCGAUCAGAUGGAGCGGCAGGCCCUCGCCACAGGAAUGGCGCUGACAGUCACAGCCCCAGCAGAGCUGUGGACCAGCCCCCCAGGGUGAUGCCUCGACCUUGCAGCCCACACAAAAUAGCAGUUAGCAGGGGUCCAACAGACAGCCCAGAGAAACGCCGUCUCACCACAUUUGGCAGUGCUGGCUGCAUCAACCACCCGGAUAGAAAGGCCUUCAUCGAAAGCCACUCCCAACGAUCUUCACCCAGCACCACUCGGCAUGCAAGUUUGGGAGAUCACAAAACUCUUGAGGCUGAAGCACUAGCUGAGGACAUCGAGAAAACCAUGAACACGGCUCUUCAUGAGUUGCGUGAGCUGGAGCGACAGAAUGUAGCCAAACAUGCCCCUGAUGUUGUUUUGGACACUCUGGAGCCCCUCAAGCACCCUGCUGGAGGCCAGGAGCCGCCUGGCAGCCCACUGCACACCAUGGUGAUCAGAGAUCCAGAUGCAGCCCAGAGACGCAGCAGCAGUAGCUCCUCCUCUGAGACCAUGACCACUUUUAAACCUGCUCUGUCAGCACGCAGACCGAGUGCACCUCUAAGACCCCCACCUGUCAGACCCGUCCGACCUGCUCCUGUGAUUGGACAGGGUCAGGGACCACACCGCUCCAGCAGCUCUAGUUCCUCUGGUCUGGGAAGCCCAGGCAUCACACCCACUGACAGGAUGUUUCCCAAACCUCCCUCCCCAUCUCCAUCCACCUCCUCCUCUUCCUCAGACAAACAAGGUAACAUGUAGCUCCAGUCAGGCACAAGUCAAGCAGUGGAAGAACACUGCUGAUAAUGAUUGAUGAACUCCUGGUCUGUAUGCUGAAUAUUUACCAUUAAUCUUGUACAGUGUCAGACAGCUGCUGAUGUCUGACAGCUCAUUGGUGGACAUGUAGAUGUGAUCUAUGAUAAUAUUACACAGAAAUGGGAUCUAAGUUUAUAAGAAAAAAAAAUCAUACAAUGCUUUGUGCUGGAAAUAAGGGAUGCACUGGAAAAUAAUUCUGAUUACAAUCUCACAAUGAAUUCUUUGUUUACAAAUAUGCUGUAAGCUUGGACUUGUAAUCUGGUUUCAUUGUCAAUAAAGAGGGAAAUUUAAGGGAA
This is a messenger RNA of Cheilinus undulatus (humphead wrasse), 4086 nucleotides long. RefSeq names its product SLIT-ROBO Rho GTPase-activating protein 3-like. Bases 398 to 3736 code for a protein of 1112 amino acids. Lineage: Eukaryota; Metazoa; Chordata; Actinopteri; Labriformes; Labridae. Gene Ontology annotation, cellular component: cytoplasm. The transcript is spliced from 22 exons. Gene Ontology annotation, biological process: negative regulation of cell migration; signal transduction. The record is from RefSeq and is a predicted model, not a curated record. Gene Ontology annotation, molecular function: protein binding.